GUGAUGAACUACACCACGGCCGACAACAGCGUCCUGGAGGAGGCGCCGUCCAGCCGGGUCCUGACCGGCUGCUUCCUCUCGCUGCUCAUCCUCACCACCCUGCUGGGGAACACGCUGGUCUGCGCGGCCGUCACCAAGUUCCGCCACCUGCGCUCCAAGGUCACCAACUUCUUUGUGAUCUCGCUGGCCGUGUCCGACCUGCUGGUGGCCAUCUUGGUGAUGCCGUGGAAGGCGGUGACGGAGAUCGUCGGCUUCUGGCCCUUCGGCGCCUUCUGCGACACGUGGGUGGCGUUCGACAUCAUGUGCUCCACGGCGUCCAUCCUGAACCUGUGCGUGAUCAGCGUGGACCGCUACUGGGCCAUCUCCAGCCCCUUCCGCUACGAGCGCAAGAUGACGCCGCGCGUGGCCUCCGUGAUGAUCAGCGUGGCGUGGACCCUCUCCGUGCUCAUCUCCUUCAUCCCCGUGCAGCUCAACUGGCACAAGGCCCACGCCGAAGACCCGCCCCCGUUUAAAGGUCCCUCCCCCGCCCCGGGGUCCAACGCCACCGCGGGGGACAACUACGGCCGCGGCGGCCCGGAGAACUGCGACUCCAGCCUCAACAGGACGUACGCCAUCUCCACCUCCCUCAUCAGCUUCUACAUCCCCGUGGCCAUCAUGGUGGCCACGUACACCCAGAUCUACCGCAUCGCGCACCGGCAGAUCCGGAGGAUCUCCGCCCUGGAGCGGGCGGCCGAGAACGCCAAGAACCGCCAUGGCAGCAUGGUGGAGGGCGGCGGCAGCAUCGCCGAGUCGGAGAGCUCCUUCAAGAUGAGCUUCAAGCGGGAGACCAAGGUGCUGAAGACGCUGUCGGUGAUCAUGGGCGUGUUUGUGUGCUGCUGGCUCCCCUUCUUCAUCCUCAACUGCAUGGUGCCCUUCUGCGAGCAGUCCGGGGGCGGCGGCGGCGGCGGCGGCGGUGGCGGGGGAAAGAGCGGGGGGGAGGCGUUCCCCUGCAUCAGCCCCACCACCUUCGACGUGUUUGUGUGGUUCGGCUGGGCCAACUCCUCGCUCAACCCCAUCAUCUACGCCUUCAACGCCGACUUCCGCAAGGCCUUCUCCAUCCUGCUGGGCUGCCACAGACUGUACCCUGGCGGCCACGGCGUGGAGACGGUGAGCCUCAACAAGAAGUGA
Gadus chalcogrammus (walleye pollock) is the source of this 1167-nucleotide messenger RNA. RefSeq names its product dopamine receptor D1a (gene drd1a). Gene Ontology annotation, molecular function: G protein-coupled receptor activity. The record is from RefSeq and is a predicted model, not a curated record. Bases 4 to 1167 code for a protein of 387 amino acids. NCBI's taxonomy places the organism in Eukaryota, Metazoa, Chordata, Actinopteri, Gadiformes, Gadidae. The transcript has a single exon. Gene Ontology annotation, cellular component: membrane. Gene Ontology annotation, biological process: adenylate cyclase-activating adrenergic receptor signaling pathway.